UGCGUUCACGUGAAACAUUUUUCACACAGGAAGUGCCUGUGCAUUGAAUGAAAAUUAGGAAAAAAAUAAUUUUUUCUAAAACUUUCAAGUUUGCAACGUCUUUUCCUUUUAUGUUUGAAUAGUUACCAUGAACAUUAGUUUUUUCAUUCCGCUAGGAAUGCAUUUUUACCAUACAUCUCACCUUUCCGCCUUGAAAGCGAAGCGUAGUCGGCGCGACGAAAGAGCAAAUUUCCCGUAUUGAAAUAAAACAUUUUUCAGCAGUGAAUAGGGCAAGACAGCAGCUUUUAUGACUGCACCACUGCAGCUGAAAUGUUAAGCAAAUGGUCAUUGCAAUGUUUUCAAUAAUUACUUUCUGUUUUUUAUGAAAAAUUCUGGUUGAACACUGGUGAAAGAAAGACAAGAAAUGCAUUUUGGUAUACCCCAAUCCCAUAUAUAAUAGAAAAGCAGGUUGCAUGAAUGAAAAUCAUAAUGGAGGUUGAUCCACCCUCUUCGAACAAUAUAUCACCACCAAUAGGAUAUUGCAGUCGUGACUUGGAAAGCGCUGGGAGCAAUGGCAAAAAUAGUAUCCCAGCUCCAGGGACACUAAAACGAUGCAACAGUGCACCGAUGAUCAAUAUACUAGUUUCUACAGCAAGUAUGCAAAUAAGUCCCCCAAGCAACUUCUCUAUCGAUUCACAGAGAACAAGACGUUUUAGCUCAAGUUCUAUGACUUUACAUGGAUCUACAACUCCCAUUAAAGUGGCUGACCGAUUAAACAUGCUAAAACAAGAGGAAAGUCAUAUAGCAGAUAGAGAUAUUCAAAGAGAGCGGGAGGUGCGAUCAGCUAUACAGAUAUCUACAUCGUGGACUGAACGCUUUUCUCUGGGAGAUCACGAACCAAUGAUAGCAGAGAACUCGCAGCAGAGACCAACCACGCGUCCAAGGUCAUUCUCAGAGUCAUUAUAUGUUUUUACCUCACCCUCAAUGUUAGUUGGUGCUAUGUCUCCUACAAGAGUGGGAAAGCAAUGUUUUUCACCAUCGAUGCAAGCUCCUAUAAAAAAUCACACAUUUACACCUAGUCCAAGCCCUAGUCCAACGAGGAAAUCAUUUCCAAGGAGUAUCAGUCCCAUCAUAAUAAGGCCGAGUCCUCUUGGUAAAAGGAAACUGGAGCCUGAUGGAGAUAAUAGAUAUGAGAGCUACAUGAGUCCACCAAAAAGGUUUCACUCAGGACCAAGUACACCAGACAGAUUGAUACCCCACCCACUGGCACAUAGUGUAUCAUCGAGCAGUUGUGAGGGCAGCAGUCCUGAGCAAACAAUACCCAGAACCAGCAGUAUUCAUAAUAUACCAACAGGCAAUAAACCACAGCCUUAUAUGUUUGGCUUUAUGCCGUUACGAGACUCACAAGACAUGCAAACUACAGAUUCAGAGACGUCUGAUGUGACAGAAUCGACAGACAUGUCGGAGGCAGGUGAUACAUCUAAUGGAAUGUUACUCACUACCACAGACAGUCCAAAUAACAGUGUGUUUACUCCAGUAAAAGCUAACCAUUUAUGACACAUGGUGUAACAUGUUGUCACCGGUGUUAAAAUAAAAUAUUGUUGUUACACAGUGUGAAGUGAAAAGAAUGAUAGCAUUACUGACGAAUCGAUCUGGGCAGAGAGGAGCAAGACAGAUUAGAGAUUUCAGACCUGUAGACCUAGAAAUGUUCAGACUACUAAAUUUUGUGUCUUGGCAGUUCUCUUAUGUAAUUAUAUAUAUAGUUAGAGACAUUAAGUUUGCGAAUAUACUGGCCUCACAAAUUGCACUAGCUUAAAAUGUGUGAAAUCAUUUCCAGGUUUACGGUGUGUGUAUAUGUAUGCAUAAGUGAAAUGAAUUCCCGAAUGUGAUUCUACUCAUCUGCUUAAAAUUUCUGAUAAAUUUAUCAGUUAGUUCACUACAUCUUUAUUUGCUAACUUACAUUUUUAUGCCCCUGAAGGGAGGCAUAUUAGUUUUCAACUGUCCGUCCGUUCGUUCGUUAGUUAGUUAGUUUGUUCGUCACAACGUUAACUUUUUGCAUGAAGGCACUUUACUCGCGAACCACUGCACACAGGACCUUCAAACUUCACAUGCUGAUAGUACUUAUUGAGUACACGACCCCUACUGACUUUUAGGUCACCAGGUCAAAGGUCAAGGUGCUUAGGUGGCAUUUGUCACCAUUAGUGACAGCUCUUGUUGAUAUGACAGAAUGUUAUGUUUUUAUGACUGGAAACCGAAUUUGGUGAAAAUUGAUAUUUUCAGAAUCUUUUAACCAGAGGUGCUGAUUGAAAUAUAAUUGAAAUCCUUUCACAUAUGCAUACAUAAACAAGUACGAAAUAUCAUUCUUCUAAGGAUUUGUGCCAUGCUUGAUAAUUUGAUGCUUUAAUGCAAUGGAAACCGCUAGCCUAAAUGGUCCUUGGGAUAGAAAUUGACCUGUUAUAUAAACCAUACCAAAGCUGUGUUAUUUAACCAAACAACAUGACAAUGAAAUAGUUGAAGCAGCUUAUUUUGUUAAACCUGUGAAGCUGAACUGUGAUUAAAGUAUGACAGAAAUAAAUAAAAAGAUGCAAGACUCGUGUAAAAUGAAUGUGUAUACAGUCGGUAAUGGUUGGGAAGGGAUUGUUUAGAAGAAAAGCAGAUUGCCAAAACUUUGUUAUUGAGUGGGCAAAACAAGCAGAUGCUUCACAGCAAAAGUUCUAGAGCCUGAACAAUACAAUUGUUUGUAUGGAAGUUGCAUAUAUUUUGUUUGGAGUGGAUUCUGACUUUUGGUUGCACCAUAUGGGAUUGGUUUAAAUGCCUACAGACAAAUUUCAUUCACUUAACCUUUCAUAAAAUAUGCAGUGUGAUGAGGGAAUAUCACUGAAUUGUAGAUAAAGUAAAUGUACCUUUACCCUCUACCAUUGGUUGAGAUUUUUUCCCCAAAUUAGUUCAUAUCAACCUUUAAGACAAUUUCAGAGGAUGAUAUUUCCUAAGCCACAACUUAAUGGGUAGAUUUAUUUUCUCACAAUUCAGUUUAUUGUUAUUUAUUUUUUUGCACAUGCAAAGUAAUUGGUAGUCUAUGACAUGUUUUAAACAAGGGAGAUGAUUAUUUUGCACUGGUAUUUUACUGGAAUGAUCUUUCAUCCUCUACUUCUGAUCCAUGUGGGAAUUUGACAGAUGCGGAGGACAGGAUGGUACUUGUAUGGCCUCCAGGAACACUGGUUAGGUUAACCCUUACCCUGCUAGAUUUCUGUAAUGAACUUGUCCAUCUUCCAAUUUGGACAGUACCAUUAACUGUUAAAAGGGGUGCAUACCAAAAAACAUACUGACUGAACGGUAAAUAGUGCAGGUCAUGAUCAGCCUGCACAGAUGUCCAGGCUGAUCAUGACCUGCAUUGGUUGCAAAGACAAAAUCAAUCGUGUCCAGCAUGAUAAAAGAGUUAACUGCCCGCUGAUAUAUAACUGAAAUACAACUAAAAAACAGUGCUAAAACCCCGAAAAGGCAAAUCCCAGCAUUUCAUUAUAGGCAAUGUGUUCCAGUCAAUAAGUGUUUUGAGUGAGGGGAGUUUAAGGGGAUGAAAUUUUGACUGCUUUCCAAGGUCUUUAAAAUUCAGGCCAGUUAUAUCUUAAGGUAAUGCAUUUCCUUUAGGGUAUUUAUCAAAUUAUUGUUAGCAUUUUUUGUUACUAUUUUUGUUGUUGUUGUUGUUGUUUUUUGUGGUUAGUCUAUGGAAGCUUUAGUGUGACGUGAACCUUUAGCUUUUAAGGAGUAGGAUGUUUUACAGAGUAUCAGGGAAUUAUUGUAAAGGCAUUAUAUUAUGAAAUGUAAAUAAUACCUGGGCCCAGUUGUUCGAAACUUUAAUUGACUGUUAAACUAAUUAAAUUUUUAUUCAAAGUAUUAGUCUUGGUGGGAAACACUAGUUUGAUGUUCUUUUUUAAUGGAAAGAUUUUAUAAUAAUUGUUCAUUUAGUAAUUUAACUAAGUCUUGUAAAAUCUUGAAAUAUAACUUGAAAAGUUAAUCGGCCGUUAGCUAAGUAACUCGUAAAAAUUCGAACAGCUUGGUCCAGCUAAUGAAAAUGUAGAAGUGUCUACCCUGACUAUGCAGAUAUAUCUGUAGCUUAGGCAUAUCUAAUUAGUUUUCUAUAUAUGUCCAUAAUAAAAUUCUGACAUUUACUCUUUCUGUCCAAAAAUUUAAAACUCACUCAUCUAAUCCCAUUUCUCUUAUUUUCAUAGGAACAAAUCCAGUGUGGCUUUAUCUGUCAUUUUUGAAUGCACGACUACGGAUACUUCUUAAUUUAUUUUACAUUAUGGGAGAGUAUUGAGUGUGCCUCAAUUUACAAUACCGUAUUUUGGUGUGUAUAGGUCGCGGUAAUGUAUAGUCCGCAUCUAAUUUUUGCUCUGGAAAUGGUCGGAAAAUUUAAGUUCUAGCGUAUUAGUCGCAGUUAAAUUUCGGAUUUUUUCCCCAGCAAUAUUUACCGGCAAAAAAGUUAUGGCAGCGGCCAUAUUGAUGCCGCGGACUGAAUUAUUAUCAGAACGUGAUUGGUGGAAAUCGGACAGUGUUAUUUUCGAUCCCAACCGUUUCGUACCAACAGUAGUAUCGGUAACAGACUACAUGAAAGAAAAGCGGCUUUUUGACACUAAUUGGCAGCAGUCAGUUUGCAUUUACAUUCUGUAAUUAUGCAAGUUAAAGUGUGAAUGUUUGCAUAGCAAUUAUAACACCUUUCCGUGUCAUGUAAUUAACCGUGUUCUUUUGAUUCCGAGUAAAAAGAUUAACAAAAUAUCACUUUUUGGAUUUUUUUCUUUUAUUUAAAAAUAAAAAAUAAAAAAUUAUCUUUCAAGUUUUUUAAUACGUUAAGAGUUAGCAUAAACAAUGUUUGGAAUGGAGGACGGCUCUGUCCGGAUUUUAUCCAACCCGGAGUACAUGUCAAUGGCGUCCAGUAAAACGAAAGUAGAAACAUACGUAAUUCAAACUGCAAAAACAUCGUUGAAUUAAAGUCAUUCGUAAUUUUACUAGUCUGUAAUGGUUAUUUACGAUAUAUUUCAUUGAAAGUAACCGCUACUGGUUCAAAAGCCGCCGAUAUUGAUAUUUUUUAUCCAUUUUGUUCGUUCGUAACAGAUGCACGUAAUUUUGCGAGAGCUACGGUCAGAAAAUUGGCCUGAAAAAAAAUUCUGCUGGCAAUGUUCUGUCGUAUAAGUCGCAGGAACUUUUUCAGGCAGCAAAAUGGGUAGAAAAAGUGCGACCUAUAUGCACCAAAAUACGGUACACACAAAGCCAGGCAUUUUCUUUCAAUAUGUAAUAUUUUGAUACUCCUGGAAAACAGGAAAGGACAGAUUUUGUAUUUAAUUUCAUGCUUGGUGAACUGCAAAAACUGACUAUGCAGAAUGGAUUGAAGCCUGACCUUAUUCCUCAUCAUAUUUGCUGUACUAAAUGUAUUGGACCAGUGUGUUGGUAAAACUCAAAGAAAAACAAGAUAACAGAUUUUUUGCUUGGUCAUGGUAAACACAAUUUAAUAUUGUUUUAGCCUAAGCUGUAAUUGGGAGAUGCUAGUGAAAACCAGUCUUAGGACAGAAAAUAACUUUCUGGAAUCUUGUUUGAACUUACUGAUAUUAGUUUAUAUUAAUUCAGUCUUUUGUAAUCAUUGCUCAACCUGUAGGUAAUUGAUGUUGAUUGCACUUCUCAUACGUAAUUAGUGCUGUUGAUCUCCUCGAGGCAGUGACUCCAGUGUGAUUGAAAUAAGCUUUGAGUUAGCCUUGUAUUUCAAGCUAAAGCAGAAAUACUUUUGAAAAAUGGCGUUGAUCCCAAAACAAACGCAUAUUUUAGCUGAAAUAAAUUUAUAUACAAAUAAAGAUAUCAUGCAAAGAAGAUAAAGUUAAGAAUAUUAUAAUUGUUCUUGAGGGUGUUAAAUGGUUUUUCAAAAAGUUGAUACAGCACUGUGUUUGUAUAGAUUUUCCCUUUAAAUCGAAAUUGUCUCUAAAUUAAUCAGUGAAAGAAAUCAUCUCUAUUAGAUUUUUAUACUUCUCAGUCAGCAAUUGACAGUUAAAUCCUGCACCCAAGGUUACAAAUUUGAGUUUGUGGACCAGUCUAAAGACUCGAGUUUCUUAUUGGUGGUUUUUAAUGCACUUUUGAAAUUGACCAAUGGCUUGGUUGCAUUGUAAGACUGGUUUGCAACUCAUUUAUAUUAUCUCUAAGCUCACAGCUUAUAUUCAGUAUUCCAGUUGUAAUAUCAUAGAAAUAUGUAUCAACUGUAAAACAGGAUGAUUAUUACUUUGUUUGAAGGUAACUCUAUUUUGAUGAUAAGCUUCACAUACUUGGAUAGUAUUUUAAAGGUCACAAAGGUCAAGUUGAAGAAGAUUCUUGGAAGUUAUUUUCUGGGUUUUUUUUUGUGAGAUGAAUAGUUGUUUAGAGGAAUGUUCCAAAUAAAUGUAUAGAGAUUUGAAAAUGCAGAAUGUAAUUAUGUAGAUAUUAUUUUAUUGGUAGAUUUGUAAACUUGUACAUAAAUGUGCAAUAUAUCUUAUGAUUGGUCAGUUUGUAUUGCUUAUAUCAGUAAGCAGCCUUGCCAGUUAAAACUCAAUUGGAUUGGCAUAAAAGCCACACCAUGAGAGAACCAACAUAGUGCAUUUGCAACCAGCAUGGAUCCAGACCAGCCUGAGCAUCCACGUAGUCUGGUCAGGAUCCAUGCUGUUCGCUUUCACAGGCUAUUGCAAUUAGAGAAACCGUUGGUGAACAGCAUGGAUCCUGACCAGACUGCACAGAUGCGCAGGCUGGUCUUGAUCCAUGCUGGUCGCAAAUGCACUAUGUUGGUUUUCUCAUGGUGCGGCUCAUUAAUAAUUUAGUUCCCAUUUGUCACAUAUUUUGGGGUUUUACCUCUGGAUUGUCUGCUUAUGUGAGUUUUGGGGUUAUUCUCAUGAAGACUUUUUUUUAGGUUUUUGGUAUGUAAACUGUCUUUCUUAUAGAAGUUUACAGUUUAUGGGUGUUUUAGGGCGGUCAUUAUUCUGCAUUCCACAUCUAUUUAUAAUCAACUUAUAAUCUGUAGUCAGCAAGUAUUUCAUAAUGUCAUUUAGUAAGAAUUGAGGAGAUGCUUAUAAACUAGGAAAUUUAAACAGGAGACAUUUUUGUCACAACCAUCUUUCUGUCUGGCCAUCCGCCUAUCAUUCUUUUCUUGUCUGAAGUGUAACAUUAAAAGAACUGUAGAGGUUCUCAGCUAAACUUUGAUAUAGAAGGAUACUAAUGAGACAGAAUGCAGUGCUAAUGAACCAUAUCUCUGUCUUGAAUACUUGUGAAGUUGUCUCCCUUCCUGGACUUUUAAUUUUCCUUGUUUGGCGUAUAACUCUUACAUUACUGAAUACAUUUGAAUGAAAUUUGAAAUAUUAAUAGAUACCAGUGGAAGGAAGUGUAGAGCAAAAGAAUUAUAACUACCUUGAAUGUAUUUCAUAUUAUCUCUCUUUUUGUACUUGAUUCUCCCUAAUCUUUGGGUGAUUUCGAAUUUCUAAAGAUGUUUCUUUAAUAGUUUUAUUCUUAAGAUAAUCAGAAUGUUGUAGAAAAUGGUUGUGAGUGUUUAAUUUUUACAAGGCACAAGGUCAGGGUGCAUGUUUUUGCCCACCUCAGUGCAGGUUGGAGCAUACAGAUGUACCCCUUUGUGCCCAGGCUUAUGUAUUCUUACACUAAGCUGAAGCACAAGGAGAUUUGAUGUUUUCCUAAAAAGUGGUUAUAAAUGGAAGGCAAAACUUCCACUGUAACUGUUCUGCCUCUAUGUUUUCCAUGUGUUGCUAUAUCACUAGUAUGCCAAAAAAAGUACAGUUAUAGCUUCUUGUUAAUUAUUAAUAUGUUAUAUAAAUGGGUAGUAUCUGUUGAAGAGAAAAUAACCUUUGUUCAGGGAAAAACCAUUGUUUUAGCUGGGGUUCAUUGCAAAUAAAUGUUUUUCUAGCUUGAGUGCUUUCUGAAGAAUAGUAACUGUAGGUAGUCAUUUUAGACUGUCCAUAAUUACUUGAAGACAGCAAGUCAGUUUCAACCAAACUACUCUAGAAAGUUCCUCGGAUGGUCCCAUUCCAUAUCCCUUCAAAUACAGGUCAUGCAUUUUAUAAUUCUGGCCGCUGUGGCUGCCAAGAGGAAAAACUUUAAAAAUCUUCUCAGAAAUAACUUGGCUGAUUUUAAAAUAUUUUCGCAGCAGUGUUGUAGUGACCCUCUACCAUAUUCUUUCAAGCCACAUUGAUUUGUUAAAAACAAAGCUACAAGGAGGGCGGAGCUAUGUUAAAAAACACAUGGCAACUAGAGGGUCUGGCUAGCUUUCUAUCUGGUUGUAUGGAAAACAGUCAUCUUCACUAGAGCUGGACUUUAAUGUAAUUUCACUGUAAAAAUAAAGUUCCCAGACAAGGAGUGUUAAAAUCAAUUUGAUUUGUAAAGAGGACAUUGCUGCCAGAGGGUUUGGUCACUUUUCUCCCUAUUUUUAUAAUUGAAGCUCUAAAAUAUUCUCUUUGGAAACUGCUGGUCAGAUUUUGAAAUAAAUGCACAAAUAUGUUCUUUGUGGUGACCCCAAACAAAGUUUGUUAAAACUAUUCAGGUUUGUCAAGGGAACAUAGCAUGCUCAAUCACUUUUUCCACCCCAUGUGGUUCUGGGACGAUCUAUGUAUGAAAAGAAUUUGAACCACUGCCUUACCCUUGCAUGAUCGUAAGAGGCGACUAAUAGGGUCUUAACACUGGUUUUGCAGUAACUCUGAUUCCAGCAGGUAUGCAAAUUUUGAUUCCAUACCUCAUGUUUUUAUUUCGAUGUAAACAGAUUUUAGACAUUUGAAGUGUGAACCUACAAUAUAUGGCCUGUGUUUUAAAUCCUGUUUGAAAGAAAAACCCCUUUUUUGAAAUUUUAGUUUGAACUUGUGACCCCUUACAUUCUUACCUUGCAUCAUACCACUGGGUCGUUCUUUGUUGUUUAUGAAUAUUGCAGUAUAAACCUUUACAUAGUGUAAAUAGAGAACUCUCUGUAAAUAUUGUACAUAGCAAUGACUAGGUCUGUAUAUAUUGUAUAUAGAAAUUGUAAAUAGCAGCAACACUGUACUGGUUAUAAUUGUAAUAAUAGUUUAUUUGUAAAUGAAAAUGUUUUGUGGAAUGUAUAUGUGAGCCGUGCCAUGAGAAAAUCAACAUAGUGGGUUUGCGACCAGCAUGGAUCCAGACCAGCCUGCGCAUCCGCGCAGUCUGGUCAGAAUCCAUGCUGUUCGCUAAUGGUUUCUCUAAUUCCAAUAGGCUUUAAAAGCGAACAGCAUGGAUCCUGACCAGACUGCGCGGAUGCGCAGGCUGGUCUGGAUCCAUGCUGGUCGCACACCCACUAUGUUGGUUUUCUCAUGGCACGGCUCAUGUUAUAGCAGUGCUAGUAUUAUUCUGUAAGAUACUGUUUUCUCUUGUAUGUGUUGAGAAUUAUACAGAUACAAGAUUAUCAGAUACACCAUUAGCAUAUGUUUGAUAUUACACUUACAGCAUAUGUGUGAUGUUACACUAUUAGCAUAUGUUUGAUAUUACGCUAACAGCAUAUGUGUGAUGUUACACUAUUAGCAUAUGUGUGAUGUUACACUAUUGGCAUAUUUGUGAUGUUGCACUAUUGGCAUAUGUGUGAUGUUACACUAUCAGCAUAUAUGUGAUGUUACACUGAUGUUAUGACAUUCUACAAAUAUUUUUGUAAAAAAAAUUGUCAAGGGGUCUAUAAAUAAUUGAGAUAUGAUAAUGUGUUUGCACAUAUAUAGAAAAUCUCUUUUUAUUACUAAUAAUAAGAAUCAAAUGAGCUUACUUACAUCAAAUCAAUUGCCACUUACUGCUGAGGGUUCAGGCCUUGCUCGGGAAGUUAUCAGGCUGUCUUUUGGAAGGUUGAUAGUUCUAUCAGUGUGCUAACCCUUACUUGAAAUAACUGCCAUGUAAGCUUUUUAGCGUUUUCCUCGACCAUUAACCUUUAGCCUGCUGGCGGCAAGUGGUUCUGCCUUUGUUACCAGUACAGACCAAGAACUUGACCCCAUACUUAUAUCAAUUUGUCGAUUAGUCGAGCCCGCUGUCAACAGACACUUUUUGUUUAAACCCUAGGACUGGGUAUUUCCAGUAGAAAAUGAAGAAUCUGAAGUGUGGGGUAGGAGUCACAGAACACAAUUACAUAGAUACAUUUGGAACUAGAUUCUCGUGAACAGUGCAUUUAUUCCAAAGAAUAUGCCGCAAUUGUUAUAGUGUAAAUAUUUGUACAUAGAACUGUGUGUAUAUAGUUGUUAUUAUAUAAUGUCAGAGACAAUUUGUUGGUGUCAAAAUAAACCAUUGAAUGGUUGAAA
Molecule: messenger RNA, 10268 nt
Organism: Mercenaria mercenaria
Lineage: Eukaryota; Metazoa; Mollusca; Bivalvia; Venerida; Veneridae
Product: P2R1A-PPP2R2A-interacting phosphatase regulator 1-like
Exons: 10
Coding region: 457-1536 (359 amino acids)
Molecular function (GO): protein serine/threonine phosphatase inhibitor activity
Source: RefSeq, a predicted model, not a curated record